Molecule: messenger RNA, 1859 nt
Organism: Telopea speciosissima
Lineage: Eukaryota; Viridiplantae; Streptophyta; Magnoliopsida; Proteales; Proteaceae
Product: IRK-interacting protein
Exons: 2
Coding region: 16-1773 (585 amino acids)
Source: RefSeq, a predicted model, not a curated record
UUUUGUCCACCAUUAAUGGCUACUGCUCAAACUUUUCAAAACAACAAAAAUGAAGCUAACCGGCUAGAAAUCCAAGCUGCCAUUUCGACAGCCGUCGAGCUGAGAGCUAUCCACGCUGCGUUGUUGCAAAGGAGCAGCCCUGCAAAUCUCAGGUUACCUGGGUCUGUCUCUCCUUCCAUUUCACGACCUUCUUCUCAGUUUUCCACUCAAGAUUACCCUGUCUUCACUCCGAGUUAUGAAGAGGAAUCAUUAUCUGGGAAUCACCAAAUCCCAUUGGAGAACCGAGCAUUGUCUGGAAACUGGGAUGGUUACAUGCUAGAAGCAGGAGAAGAGGAUGAUGCUGAUUACUCCGAGAUUAAAAGGGAAGCUUCCUCAUCGACAAAAGGGUUUCCUUCUGGUCUGUUUAGCAGAGACCCCCACAUCUGUUCAGUUGAACAUCAGAAAUCCAUAACCAGUUCUUAUGCAAACCACAUUGCAGUCCUUCAAGCAUCACCCGGAACAGAUUUAUUCAAGUCGAGUAGGAGAACCGGUUCUGGGGACUUCAAGAGAUUGACGACUUGCAAUAGAUGCAAAACUGCAAUUAUCAGUUCUGAAACCGAUAAUAGAGUCAAGAACACCAAGAAUUCUAAUAUGGUGGUGCCUUUAACAGAUUCUCACAUAUCAGUUCAGCCACAAUCAAAACACAGAGGACCCAUCCUCUCAUGGUUGUUUCCUCGGUUAAAGAAGAAGCACAAGAAUGGAACCUCUCCGAACCGAGCAGAAUCCGAAGAAGUCUCCCAAAUUUUCAAGAAUUUUGGGAUACUGUCAAUUGAAUCCUUGAAGAAGAAGUUAAUUGAGGCCAACGAGAAUAGAGAUGCAGCUUUGAUGGAGGCUGCAGAGAUGAAAUCUUCCUUGGGGGAGCUGAAACAUAAGCUGGAGUACUUAGAGACUUAUUGUGAAGAGUUGAAGAAGGCUCUGAAACAAACAAUGCAGGGAAAGGACACCCAAGUUCCAGAAAGGCCUGGUAAUCUGCCAAACAGAGGGAAGUGGAUUGAUGGGAACAGUGAAAAUUCCAUGCCAGUGAGCCAUGAAGUCAUGGUGGAGGGUUUCUUGCAAAUAGUAUCAGAAGCAAGGUUGUCAAUGAAACAAUUCUGCAAGACUCUUAUUGAUCAGAUUGAAGAAACGGAUAGCAAUUUGAUGGACCAGUUAAACUUGAUUCUUCAGCCAUAUAAACUGACUCUUAACUCCAAGUAUUCAAAAGCAGUGCUGUAUCAUUUAGAAGCUCUUAUAAACCAGUCUCUCUACCAGGACUUCGAGAACUGCGUGUUCCAGAAGAAUGGCUCCCCAAAAGUAUUAGACCCUAAGCAAGAUCGCCAAGCACAGUUCUCAUCAUUUGUUGCUCUGAGAAAUUUGAGCUGGAAUGAAGUACUAAGGAAGGGAACCAAGUACUACAGUGAUGAAUUCAGUAGGUUCUGUGACCAGAAGAUGAGUUGCAUAAUUUCUACACUAAAUUGGACAAGACCUUGGCCUGAACAGCUACUUCAAUCUUUCUUUGUUGCUGCAAAAUGCAUCUGGUUGCUACAUUUACUUGCGUUCUCUUUCAAUCCGCCACUUGGGAUCUUAAGGGUUGAAGAGAACAAGAACUUUGAUCCAAUAUACAUGGAGGAUAUUUUUGUAGAUCGACAGAGACCCCAAACUCCGGCUCGGGUUAAGGUCAUGGUGAUGCCAGGAUUCUAUGUUCAGGAUAGAGUACUCAAAUGUAAGGUUAUUUGUAAGUAUAAAACUGUAGCCUAAACCAUUAAUUUCUUUCUUCCUCUCUGUUUCUUGAUUGGACCAACUUUUUCUUGUAACUUUCAGAUUUAAAUUGAUUGAUAUUCAAA